UCCGGGUGUUGUCAAACAGCAGAAAACCCCUGUCAUACGAGGUAUGAAAAGUGCAACUACCAAGUCUUGACAGUUAAUUAACACAACUUACUUGGGGUAGCAAAUAGUUCACGAGCUGCCACACUUGUCAGCACAUCGGCACAGUUUACGCUGUGUGAAUUGUGGAUUCCCACUUCGAAGAAACUGAUGCAACAUGGCAACAAGGCACGUAAUGCAAGGACAUUAUCGUCUACUACGGACAAUCACGAGGGUUGUACAAGAACACAGCGGUCAGUCUAAUUCAAUUUCUGUGAAAGUUUCCAGACAUUGUUCUGGGUCAACAUCAGCUGGAACACAUCGGGACAAAAGUGAUCAACACUCAACAACAAACCAAAGUUCCAGAGGCGACGGUGACAGUUCCUCAAGCCGACCAACUCUCCUCAGUUCAGUUGCACUUGGCCUCGGAGUUUUCGGUGCUGGUGCAGCCCUAGCAUACCACAGCAAACGCAAAGACAGCAGUGUUCUGUUAGAAAACAGACUUUCGGGACUUACUGACUCGAUACUGAAAAACGUUCUCCCCACUGCGCACUGCGCCUCGCCAUUCAAACCAGACAGUCCGAGAUACAAAUACAACUUCAUCGCAGAUGUCGUGGAGAAAUCGACCCCUGCUGUUGUGUACAUCGAGAUUGUUGGAAGGCACCCUUUCUCAGGUAGGGAAGUGGCCAUCUCCAACGGCUCCGGAUUUAUCAUCAGCAGCGACGGCCUCAUCGUCACCAAUGCGCACGUUGUGGCCAACAAACGGGGCGUGAGGGUCAAGCUGACCAACGGGGAAUCCUACAACGCCACCGUGCAGGACGUGGAUCAGGUGGCAGACAUCGCCACCAUCAAAAUAAACCCCAGGCAUCCGUUGCCAACGCUGCGCCUGGGCAAGUCGUCGGAGGUGCGUCAGGGGGAGUUUGUGGUGGCCAUGGGGAGCCCCUUCGCCCUGCGCAACACCAUCACCUCCGGCAUCGUCAGCUCGGCCCAGCGCGGCAGCAAGGAGCUGGGCCUCUCCAACCACAACAUGGACUACAUCCAGACCGACGCCGCCAUCGACUUUGGAAACUCCGGUGGCCCGCUGAUCAACCUGGAUGGUGAGGUCAUUGGCAUCAACACCAUGAAGGUGACAGCUGGGAUUUCGUUUGCCAUUCCCUCCGACAGACUGCAGGUUUUCCUGGACCGCUCGGCAGACAAGCAGAAGUCGUGGUUUGGGGAUACAGGAGGAAAACGCAGAUACAUUGGAGUGAUGAUGCUCACUCUUACACCCAGCAUCAUCGAUGAACUGAAGAUGCGUGACCAUAAGUUUCCUGAGGUCAGCCAUGGCAUCCUCAUACAUCGAGUCAUCACCGGCUCCCCAGCACACAGAGCCGGCAUGAAGCCCGGGGACGUGGUGGUGGAGAUCAACGGCACCAAGGUGAACACCUCGGAGGAGAUCUACAACGCAGUGAGGAACCACGACUCCAUCAGCAUGGUGAUCAGGAGAGGAGAAGACCUGCUCAUGCUGCACAUGACUCCAGAAUACACAGAGUGACCUCAUCAACUCGCGCCAUUCACCCACAGACUAGACUAGACGGGAAGAAGUGGAAGGAUUACUCACUUUGACGAUAUAAUGAAGAAAGAAGAAUGAGAAGAAUUUCGUAUCGAGGUAGAGAGACGUGAAAGAGAGACUUCUGUGGGACAGCAGAGGAAAUUUUAUGAAGAUAAAAGAAGGUGCCUAAAACAAGGUGGUGGACUGGAGAAACGGGAUGAGAAAUGAGCUGGUGGCCACUUGGUUGGCUGGUGGUUUUUAAUGUUCUGUUCAAGACUCUUUUUCAGAAGAGACUUCAGUGGUGCUAAUGUAGACCGAUUGCAAGGCUUGUGUUAUUGACAGAAAGAAGAGAUGAAAGACAAGUAGCAUUAAGAAAGUGUUGCAGGUACACCAAACCAUGUGGGAACAGUGAGUACAUGUAUACCCAAAGAUCUGCUUCUUUUCCAGGGCUUGCCAUUUCACAGCACUCAUCACCAAGCAGUAUUUCCUCUGAAGGAAUAAACAAAAAAGUAUUUAUGACUACAAACUGUAUCCUGUAGGACUUUUUGUAUUACACACAAGUGGACAUUUCUAACUUGACAUUUAUACUUCAGGCUUUGGGGUUGAGCCAGGAAGAUGUUAAGAUUACUUAACUCAGUAAGAAACUGUGACUUUAUGUAAGAAUGUUACUUAACAUUAUAGUUAUGACAUGUUGGGAGCGUAUGUUUUAGCAUUUUAAGUCUAUGGAAACAGUUUAUUUCUCAUAACCACUGGAUUCUAGAAAUAUGUGCAUUAAAUAUGUAAAAUAUAGACAACACUCUCUCUGGCUUUCUGUCUAAACCUCAAUGUGGCGGAGUGUUUCAGACAGACCUUUCUCAUCAAAACAAUUGCUGACAUGGAUAAUGGUUCAAGUUAAAAGUGCGGUUCCAGUUUCCGUCUUGAAGCCUCUGAGCUAUUUUGCUUGGGUUUGUUGGUAUUUGAAAUCGGCAGUAAAACAAAUUACAUCAAUGUCCUACAAUGUUGCUAGAGGGCUGGCUGUGUUUAUACCUCUCUCCAGGGCUAGACUGGGCGAGAAAUAGGGCCCGGCCACUUUUGGCUUAAAGGGGCCCCUCAUAAUUAGCGGCACAGAACUGACUCACCGGUGGGCCCCGUACCCUCGUGGGCCCCUAUUUUCAGAAAUGUUGAAAAGAAAAGAAAAAGGUUUUUUCUUACAUUUAUGAAAAUAGGGGCCCACGAGGGUGCGGGGCCCACCGGGAAAUGCCUGCUAUGCCAGAUGGCCAGUCCAGCCCUGCCACUCUCUGUGCUAUUGUUUCCCCUUUAAGACCAUUUGGAAUACAAGGAUGAUUUUCAAAAGGACGUACAAAAACUGUGCAGAGAAUAGUUAUUCGGUAAAAGUGUUAGCUGUCAAGAGAGACCAUAUGGCAAUCAUCUCAUGGUGUUUUCAAGAACAUUCCACAUUUCAAAAUGUAUGUUUUUUUUAUUCUCGGGCACAGUGCAGAAAUGUCAUCAUUUAUCACACACACUGAUUUGUUUGAACAUUCACUGAUGGGACAAACAGAGAGGUGGAUGAGAUGGGGGUCUGAAAUGAUGGAGCAGCUAUUGAAAUACUGAAGAUGUCAGCUAUGACUUACACACACGACAUGUUUAAAAUAAAAGUUUAACAUUUUAUUUAAACGUUUCAAAAAAGAAAAGAUGGCUACAAAAAUGGAAUGUGCAUAUUAAAAUCCCUGUGAUCAAGCAGUGCUGAAAUAUGGACAUGAAAAAUGGACAUCAUAUUCCAGAAAAAAACACAAUACAUUUUCAUAGUUUUGACUUUUAGCUUAAAAAAAACAUUCAUUCAAUCACUCAAAGUGACAUCUAGGAAAUGGCUGUAGACCAUACAGACACACUCACACACAUACAGUAUACACAUUAAGACGAUAGGAAUAGGGUUGACCUGUUAACCGCUGAUACAUGCCUACUGGCUGUUUGUGACUCCCAAGACGUGUUGAACAAAUUCAAUGAUUUGUAAGUAGGGGCGUACCCCAAUGUACC
Molecule: messenger RNA, 3559 nt
Organism: Engraulis encrasicolus (European anchovy)
Lineage: Eukaryota; Metazoa; Chordata; Actinopteri; Clupeiformes; Engraulidae
Product: serine protease HTRA2, mitochondrial-like
Exons: 8
Coding region: 194-1549 (451 amino acids)
Biological process (GO): positive regulation of apoptotic process; programmed cell death; proteolysis
Cellular component (GO): mitochondrion
Molecular function (GO): serine-type endopeptidase activity; protein binding
Source: RefSeq, a predicted model, not a curated record